Manis javanica (Malayan pangolin) is the source of this 5696-nucleotide messenger RNA. RefSeq names its product prolyl endopeptidase like (gene PREPL). Gene Ontology annotation, biological process: proteolysis. The record is from RefSeq and is a predicted model, not a curated record. Lineage: Eukaryota; Metazoa; Chordata; Mammalia; Pholidota; Manidae. Gene Ontology annotation, molecular function: serine-type endopeptidase activity. Gene Ontology annotation, cellular component: cytoskeleton; Golgi apparatus.
UCCCUCCUACUGCCGGAGCCCGCCCCGAGUUCCGCAUUUCCGGUAUCCGCGUCUCCUUGGCAACCAAGGCAGCGCUGCUCGUGUCACUGCACCAUUUUUAUGGUGGCCAUCUUGAGUGAGGGCAGGCAAGAAGGUGAGGGAGCUGUGGAAGAGCUAGGGAGACGCUUCCCUCUUUGUUCUCCCUCGCUUCAUCUAGAACUCAGAAGACUAGUAAGAGCCAAAAGGCUUAGAUGUUUGAUGGCUAAGGACCAGGAGGAGGAAAAAUAAAAUCCCUUCGUGACCACAAUAAAGAUGGCGAAAUUUGCGUAGCCCUGAUGCUUAUAUUGGCUUACGUAACCGGCGUGCUGCAAACCAGCUCUGGGUGACUCUGGGUGGUUGUCGUUCUGCAAGCUGCAGAACGCAGUCAUCGGGUGGACGCGACUGAGGUGACACCUCUGUUCCUUCCUGACGGCUUCUGGUUCUCCGAUUUCCCCUCGCUGGUUUCGGUGUCCAAAAGCGGACUUUCAAUCUGCUUUGCCCCUAUGUGUACCAGAGUCAGUGCUGCAUAAUCUAAGCCUGAUAGGAUUGACUUUACAAAUGAGACAUUUAAGUCACAUUUGCUAAAAAGUGUGAUUUGAGUGAAAUUUUAACUUAAUAUAUGUGUUGAGAUAUUUUUAACCUGAGUUUUCAGGUGUGCUCAUACCUGAGGGGUACAGUGGCCCUGAAGGGCUGGGUUUAAGAACUGCGGAUCUUAGAUGCUCUGAGAACCCACUACUGUGUAAGCAUACCUAUGACAUCAUUCAUGUGCUGAGAGCCCAAAGGGAGCAUAAACCAGGGACUUUGAUAUCAUGCAGCAGAAGAGCAAAUUAUUUCUCCAAGCUUUGAAGUAUAGUACUCCUCAUCUUGGGAAAUGCAUGCAGAAACAGCAUUUGAAUCACUGUAACUUCACCGAUCAUUAUUACAAUAGAAUAAAAUUGAAAAAAUAUCACCUAACCAAGUGCCUGCAGAAUAAACCCAAGAUAUCAGAGUUAGCAAGAAACACAAGUCGGAGCUUCUCAUGUAAGGAUUUUCUGCCUAUUAAACAAGAAAAAGAAAAAUUACUUUCAGAAAAUAUGGAUGCAUUUGAAAAAGUGAGAACAAAAUUAGAAACACAGCCACAAGAAGAAUAUGAAAUCAUCAAUGCAGAGGUUAAACAUGGUGGUUUUGUUUAUUAUCAAGAAGGUUGCUGUUUGGUUCGUUCCAAAGAUGAAGAAGCAGACAAUGAUAAUUAUGAAGUUUUAUUCAAUUUGGAGGAACUUAAAUUAGACCAGCCCUUUAUCGAUUGUAUCAGAGUUGCUCCUGAUGAAAAGUAUGUAGCUGCCAAGAUAAGAACUGAAGAUUCUGAAGCAUCUACCUGUAUAGUUGUAAAGCUCAGUGACCAGCCCAUAAUGGAAGCUUCUUUCCCAAAUGUGUCCAGUUUUGAAUGGGUAAAGGAUGAAGAAGAGGAAGAUGUUUUAUUCUACACCUUCCAGAGGAACCUUCGCUGUCAUGAUGUAUAUCGAGCCACUUUUGGUGAUAACAAACGUAAUGAACGUUUUUACACAGAAAAAGACCCAAGCUAUUUUGUUUUCCUUUAUCUUACAAAAGACAGUCGUUUCCUUACCAUAAAUAUUAUGAACAAGACCACUUCUGAAGUGUGGUUGAUAGAUGGCCUAAGCCCCUGGGACCCACCAGUACUUAUCCAGAAGCGAAUACAUGGAGUCCUGUACUAUGUUGAACACAGAGAUGAUGAAUUAUACAUUCUCACUAAUGUUGGCGAGCCUACAGAAUUCAAGCUCAUGAGAACAGCAGCUGAUACCCCUGCUAUUAUGAAUUGGGAUUUAUUUUUCACAAUGAAGAGAAAUACCAAAGUUGUAGACUUGGACAUGUUUAAGGACCACUGUGUUCUGUUCCUGAAGCACAGCAAUCUACUUUAUGUUAAUGUGAUUGGUCUGGCUGAUGAUUCGGUUCGGUCUCUAAAGCUCCCUCCUUGGGCCUGUGGAUUCAUAAUGGAUACAAAUUCAGACCCAAAGAACUGCCCAUUUCAGCUUUGCUCUCCCAUACGUCCCCCAAAAUAUUACACGUAUAAGUUUGCAGAAGGCAAACUGUUUGAGGAAACUGGGCAUGAAGACCCAAUCACAAAAACUAGUCGUGUUUUACGUCUAGAAGCCAAAAGCAAGGAUGGAAAAUUAGUUCCAAUGACCAUUUUCCACAAAACGGAUUCUGAAGACUUGCAGAAGAAACCUCUGCUGGUACAUGUAUAUGGAGCUUAUGGAAUGGAUUUAAAAAUGAAUUUCAGGCCUGAAAGGCGGGUGUUGGUGGAUGAUGGAUGGAUAUUAGCAUAUUGCCAUGUUCGGGGUGGUGGUGAGUUAGGCCUCCAGUGGCACGCUGAUGGCCGUCUAACUAAAAAACUCAAUGGCCUUGCUGACUUAGAGGCUUGCAUUAAGAUACUUCAUGGCCAAGGCUUUUCUCAGCCAAGCCUAACAACCCUGACUGCUUUCAGUGCUGGAGGGGUGCUUGUGGGAGCAUUGUGUAAUUCUAAUCCAGAGCUUCUGAGAGCUGUGACUCUGGAGGCACCUUUCCUAGAUGUUCUCAACACCAUGAUGGACACUACACUUCCUCUGACCUUAGAAGAAUUAGAAGAAUGGGGAAAUCCUUCAUCUGAUGAAAAACAUAAGAAUUACAUAAAACGUUACUGUCCCUAUCAAAAUAUUAAACCUCAGCAUUAUCCUUCGAUUCACGUCACAGCUUAUGAAAAUGACGAACGUGUACCUCUGAAAGGAAUUAUAAACUACACUGACAAACUCAAGGAAGCCAUCACAGAGCACGCUAAGGACAACAGUGAAGGCUAUCAGGCCCCCAAUAUUGUUUUAGAUAUCCAGCCUGGAGGCAACCAUGUGAUUGAGGAUUCUCACAAAAAGAUUACAGCCCAAAUUAAAUUCCUGUAUGACGAACUUGGACUUGACAGCACCAGUGUUUUUGAGAAUCUUAAGAAAUACCUAAAAUUCUGAAAUGCUGCAUUCAGUGGGCAUUGGAAACACACUGAAAUAUUUCAUGGUCUUAUUUAUAGUUGGGUUAGCAGAAGAGAUUUUUUUAAGUUAGUAAGUUUUUUAAAUUUGCUUCUCCAUCUAAAUUUUGUUUAGUGUAUAUCUACUUGCUUAUACUGUUCUCUCCAUUGACACCUAGGCCCCUAAGCCUAGGAAAGUAGGUUUCCAGUCAUGCACCAUAAAGGGACAUGGAAUAGGGAAGAAAGGAAGAAUUGGCAACAGCAGAACUCUUCCCUCCUCGCCCAUCAGAACAGCUUUGUUUUUGAUGGUUUUACUAAGAUUUCCUUCAAAGAGUUUACAAAGCAAGGUCCUGCCUCUUUGCUAGUGAACGUUUUUUAGACACUUUGACAGUAAGUCAUCCUCCAGUUUCUAUGCCUAAAUUUUAUGUGAAAAGAUAACAUUUUCACAUCAAAACUCCUUAGGACUAUCUAGUAUAGAAUCUGGAGUUCUGAGGUGUUUUGAUCAUCUUAUUGAUGCUUCUCAGUAAAGUUACAAGUUCCUGCAAGUGAUAAUUUUAUUAUUCUUUAAUAACAUUUGAGAACUUUUCCUAAAGUAGUUACAUUCAAGCUACAGAAAAAGCUAAGAAUUAAUGACUUCAUAAACUUUACCCAGCAGCAUGCUCUACCUAAAGUUACUGCAAAUGCUUAUAAUAGAACAGAAUGCCAGGGUCUUCACCUCUGUCACAGAGAUGCCUAACACGAGCUGUACAGUAUGUCGAAUACACUAGAAUAGCAUGCCCGAUUGGAAACAAAACAUCUGUCUCUGAAAGCAGUUUGGUGAUGAAGGAGAUUCUUUGUGUUGUAUUCAAGGAUGAGGCCUUCUCCCUUGUCCAAUAUAAUGGCCUGUGUAUCAGCUUCCUGGCCUUCAUGGGCAGAAUUGGUACUUAACCUUAUCCUCACUUGUGUGGGAAUAUUUGAAAUCACUUCCUUUAGAUUGAGCAGUGAUGAUUCUCCAAAAUUGAGAACCACGACAAAGACUCUGUCUAUGCCAUCCAGCUCUCUUGUGUACACGACAGAGUGGCUGUCAUUCCUCAAAUAGCAAAACCAGCCCCUGCUGAGGAGCAGCUCAUUGGCAUGAAGCGAACUUAAUUCUUGAUAUAACUUCAGUGUUGAUCUGGGCUGAGUCUUCUGGACCUGUUUUUUUAUAAAAGAGUGUUAACAUGAAUGUUUCUUCUAAGAGGAUUUAAAAAAUAUUUUUAGUAUCAAAUAAAGAAUUAUUUCCCAAAAAACUUGUUUCAAUUUUGCCCCUUAAAAAAACUACUAAAUUUUGUCAAUAAAUAGAUAAGAAUGGUUUAUUUAACUACUGACAGAAAUUGCAAAUGCUUGGUUUCACCUUGUGUGGGAGUGAGUGCAGUUUGUACAGUGCCCUGCUUCAGCUUGGCCAGAACUGAUGGGAAGACCAAAUAUGACUCCAUUUUACAAAUCCCAAAAGUAAUGUCUAUGUUUAAGUUAAUGGAUAUUUAACUUAGGUAAAUAAAGUCCCUUUAAUUCUACCUUGUAACUGGAAGAAAAGCAGCCAUUGUGACCAUGGACUCUGAGAACUUCUGGUGAAUUGGGGCCUCUCUGGUCUCUCAUUAGAGUAAUGUGUAGGUUGCUGUAACUUUAGCACAUAUUUCUUGAUGAGCUAAUGAUGAACAGUAAGUUGUAAAAAAGGAUUCAAAGCAAAAUGCUGCCUAAAGUGAAAGUUAGAAAUCACUUCCCUAAAAGAAAAAAGUGCUUUUUCUUUUAACCAUAAAAGUAAUAUAUGUCCAUUAAAGAGGAUUUGGGUUUAUUUUACAGCUAUAUAAAACAUACAUAGUUUGUUUUAUUUUUCUUGCUUUUUUCUUCCUUUAACAUUUCAAAAAUUUUCUGUUAUUGCAUAGCCUCCAUAAAUACCAUUUUAAUAGCAAAAUAACAUCCUAUUGAAAGAUCAUACCAUACUCAACCAUUCCCUUUCAACAUUCAAGUUUCUAGUAUUUUCUUAUAUCUUUAAUGCCUCCCCCAUAUUUGGAUUAUUUAGGAUAUAAAUAUCAGAAAGACAACUACUUGUCAAAGAAUAUGGACACUUGAUACAUAAUGCCAAAUUACUCUUCAUGAGAGCUGUUGCCAAAUCAUUGAAAAUGUUCAUUUCAUUGUAUUCUUGCCCACCUGUUGAGUGCAGUGGUGGUGGUAGUGGUUGUUCUUAUUGUUUAUUGUUGCUUGUCAUUAUUCUUUGGGGGUGGGAACCUAAUGUGUGGUCUUUAAUGAGUAUCUAAUAAAUGUUUGAAAAAAAUGUCUAUUCUGUUUAUGCGGUACAAAGGUAUCUAUGGUAUAUGGCAUACAUAUAUGAUUUGUCAAUAUACUAGUAACAUUUUAUCAGCCUUAGAAAAUGCAUGAAAACAUGUAGUUCAGUGCCACUCACAUAAGAUGUGCCCAGUAAGUGUUAACUAUUAUUUUUGUUUACUUGAUUUACCACUUUCUAAAAAGAUGUUGAAGUGUCUGUCUGUAAUUGUGCACUUGUCAGUUUCUCUUUGCAUUUCUCAGAGUACUUGUUUUAUAUAUUUUGAAGCUAUUGUUAAAUGCAUAGUUCAUGAUUUAUAGUGGAAUGUUCUUUUAUCAGUUUUUGAAAAUUGCCUGUCUCAUGCUUUUCAUAUUGAAUUAUGUUUUGUUUGCUAUUAAAUAUUUCCACACCUGC